Molecule: messenger RNA, 2377 nt
Organism: Coccomyxa subellipsoidea C-169
Lineage: Eukaryota; Viridiplantae; Chlorophyta; Trebouxiophyceae; Coccomyxaceae
Exons: 9
Coding region: 305-1045 (246 amino acids)
Molecular function (GO): iron ion binding
Source: RefSeq, a predicted model, not a curated record
GAACAAUCUUAUACUCUUGUACAGAUACUAACGUGUUCUGCGUAACAUUCUUUUGGUGUUUAUUGUAGUUGUUCUGACGGGAUUCAAUUUACAAGGGCACUGCGUUCAGAUCUCUAAGUGAAUCGAUUGUUGGAUCACCAAGGCCUGAGAUUAGUAUAUCAAACUAUUUUCAUAAUAGACCCAUCUCUGAGCGAUGGCUUCUACCAUGCAGCUUCCUCGCAUUGGGACUCCCUUCCAAGAAAUGCAAAGAUUUCAGAGCUGCAGAUAUGCGGGAUUCUCCGGCAGAUGUCAGUCACACAGGCCGAUGCAUGCAAGGUGCAGUGCACAGACGACCCCAGCUGCAGCCACACCGAAAGUGGACCCCUUUGCACAGAAGGAGACCUACAAUGACUCUCCCCUGGACAAGUUCAUGGUCUCGUAUUUUGCGGGCAGGAUGUCACAGCAGCUUGGCGGGAGGGAGUAUGUACCAGGGUACGAGGGAUUUGUGGAGCUGUCCAGGGAGAUGAUGAAGGGGCGGAACUCGAAGCAGCAGCAGCAGGCUGUGUCAGGCGUGCUGGGAUCCCUUAUGCCUCCUCAGGCUUCCGAGCGAUUCAGGAAAUGGUUUCCUGUAAGCAAGUGGUCAGCAGAGACGAAUGCGCUGAUAACAGUGCUGGGGUUCAAGUGGCUGGUGGGGCCGCUAGAAACAAAGGAGGUCGAAGUGGAGUUUGAGGGAGAGAAGCAGAAGUGGAAGAGCGGCGUGCAGAUCAAAAAGUGUCGAUACCUGGAACAGAGCGGGUGCAUAGGAAUGUGUGUCAACAUGUGUAAGAUCCCAACAGAGGACUUCUUCACCAAUCAGUUUGGCCUUCCGCUGACCAUGAACCCAAAUUUUGAGGACCUGUCCUGCGAGAUGAUCUUUGGGCAGAAGGCGCCGCCGAUUGAGCAAGACCCACUGUACAACCAGCCAUGCUUUGCGCACGAGUGCACGCUGGCAGAGAAGGAGCCGGUGCCGUGCCCGAAGAUAGACACAGAUCGGCACAGGAAGAAAUUACCCACGUUUGCAGGCUGAUGGCUCUUGGGCUUAUACUCAUGUCCUCAAGAUCACCAACAUCGUUCAGAUGAACAACUCAUUGGUAUCAUUUUGGACAUUUUUGAAGCCUUAUGGCUGAUAGUCACAUUGACUUUCACGCCCACAUUUUGAACGCUGCCAUUAGGCAAUGCGUUGUAACCUAAAAACAUCUGUUGUUUUGGCUCAGUGCUAGCUAUGCUUGCCGGCCCUGAUAGUAAGCACACCGUGGCAUGUUGAAAGACAUCAUAGUCAGCACACCGUGGCAUGUUGGAAGACAUCACUUUCUGCCUCUCUCACCAAUGCCGCUAAACCUGAACACCACUGAAUAAGUGCACGAACCUGUCACCCAGGUCUCAUGGCAUUCGCAUUCUGGACAGUGCCGAUAGGAUCAAUCCUGCUCAUCAUCUGGUGUACUUGAGAACACGCCGAGAAAGGACUUUGCCUGUGCUGAGUCAUUUACAGGCCUAGGCCACGGCAGUGCUCUGCAAAGCAGUGGCGAUCGCGACAGGUCAUCUGGACAGCCCAAACAUGCCAAAGUAGCUGUUGGAGCGUUUGAGCCUUCUGCGCUCCUCCUCUUCCUCAGACACCUGCACCUGGCCCAGCACUGUGGCCAGCUGUGCAUCUGUCUGGACACUGCGCUCCUUCAGCCAGAUGAUCUCCCUUUGAAGGUCCUCAAAUCGCUGUGCCAGCCACCGCUUGUCAGCCAGAUCCUUCUCCUGGAAGGCCUUCUCUUUGGCUGCCUUUUCCAGGUCUUUGCCCUUCUGCCGCUCAUACUCCCAGCCCACUAUCAAGAUGGCAACCCCCCAGACAAAGGCCUCGCUGACGACUUUUCCAGCAAGAUCCAUGGCGUUCUCUUCGCUCAGAUUUCCUACAAAGACUUUGCCUGACUUUCCCUCGGCUCCUCUGUUGACCCUGACAUCCAGUCUGUGGAGGGCCUGUGCCAGCUCUAUGACUGGCUUCCGCAGCUUGGGAUGCUGCAGGACAUAGUUCUGCACACGGGCUGCCAGGGGUUUUGAGACUGUCCGUAUCGUCAAAGUGAACACUUUGAAGAUGAAGGCGGCCAUUCUUCAUACAAACAAGGGCAGAGGUGGUCUGAGCAAAUACAAGGGGGCCCAGCUUGGACCCCCUUCGGACACCUCUGGCGUUGAGAAAGUCCGAUUACUGUGCACUCUAAGAGAUCAAAAGAGAGUAUUUGCUUUCCAUGGCACGCUCGAUCAAGUGUCAACUUGUUCUAUUAAACGUAAAAAAGUACGCUUUCCGUUUCUAUCGCAUCAACCUCUCUAUGUCCUUUCCUUGUUAAACUUUCCUUUUCGGAUUCCGAUCUCCUCGAUU